AUGCGUGGUUUUAUAAAGUUGAAUCUUUUUGGUCUCUGGCUUCAAACUCGGUGGACGGAAGCUGCUCUAUCACUCCAGCUUCUGGUUGUCUCUUGGCGAAACGGAGCAAGAGAGGGGAAAAAAUUCAACGAUUCUUUAGAGAAGAAGGCGUACUGGAACAGUGAUACCACGACGUGCAUAGCGGACGCGCUCGAGGACACUCGAUUUUACAGACUAUACAAAGAUCUGAUUGCUAUAAAGGUAAAUAAAGAAGAGGAAGAGCGGAAAUCGGUUUACUCGCGCGGAAAAAGCCGAAAUGACCCUGAUAAUUGAAAGUGGCUAACCUUCCAUAGGACGCAUCUUUCCCUUGAAGCGCACUUUACCUCUGUGAAUACUAUUAUUAUUGCCUUUAUUUUAUUCUUAUAUCGCUGCUUUUGAUUCCUAAUGUUUGCCGAUUUUUCCUACCCAUAUUCGCUUGUGUUGCAAUCAUCAACCUCCCUCUUAUGGUCUAUUGUGCUUAUAUGGUGCCUGCAUAAAACAAU
Molecule: messenger RNA, 521 nt
Organism: Cylicocyclus nassatus
Lineage: Eukaryota; Metazoa; Nematoda; Chromadorea; Rhabditida; Strongylidae
Source: the annotation of a GenBank genome assembly